GAGCACAGCAGGGCGGACCUGAACGGUGUUUACGGAGCACAGAGUAAACUGUCAGGUGGCAUUAUGCAGCAUUAUGCAGUGUAGCGAGAUUCCGGUGCUUUAAAUACGAAUAUGCCAGGCUGAUCACAGAACAGCCAGACCGAUGUCCAAGAUUUGGGUGUGAACAACUUGGGACACAAUGUCUCUCGUGCUGUUAUCCGUCCUUCUCAUUUUUCUGCUGGGGAUUGUUUUGUUAUGUAUCAUUUUCAGAUGGAUCAUCUGCACCCUGGCCGUGCGAAUCUUUCAGACAGCAUUGAAUGCUGAUCUGAAGAUCAAAUCAGUAGGGCUGUUUUCUGUUCAAGGGAUUAGUAUCCAGUUUCACCCCCAGCACACUCUGGAAAUUGACAGAAUAUGGAUUUCAAGUAAACUUCUAAACCAAGAUUUACCGAGAUACCUGGCAUUGUGUGUUGGUGACAGUCGGAUUAGAUUUGACUUGCAAGCACCUCUGGGACCUCUUGUAAAAGCGAGCCAUGGAAAGAAGUCAAACAACAAGACUUCAAUCAGCCCUAAAACACUACGCUUUUUAUCACAACUGCUGUCAUUCCAUGUCAGCUCAAUUAAUGUGAUGGUGUUAAACUUGGCACUGUCUGAGUCUCUAUGGCACAUGACUGUCACAGGUAUCACCUUGUUACUUGACCAUCAGAGUAAAAGGUUGGCUUGGAACUUCUCAGUGGGACAGCUAAGCAGCAAAGUGCUCAAAAGCAGCCAGUUGGACACUUGUUUGGCUGAAGUGGCUUUGAGCCUGCUGCUGUCCGGGGAUGUGAGUCUACCAGAGAUGAAGCCCAAUUGUCUCUCUCUGAAUGUGAGGACGCUUAUAGCAGAGCUGCAUGAGGGGCUUUUCCUCAGCCAAUUCCUGCUGCCCCCCGUUUCCCUCAAAAAGGAAGAUCAUCAUGUAUCUGAGUGUGAGAACAGUGAAUUCAUCCAGACUGAAGUCAUUGAACAGUUUCAUCAGUUCCUUCCCCACAAAGUCGAUGUGGAAUUUGAUAAUACAAACGUAACCCUGUCCAUGCACAGCCAGAAACGACACUUGAACUGGACACUGAAAUCCUUAAAGAUCUGUUAUGGACGUGAUAGUGAGCAGCUUCCUCUGAAGAGCUUCACUCCUGAGCUGAGCUUCCCCCAGAGCAGCCUGGAGCUGCUUCUUGAGGAUGGACUUCUUCUUUCUCAAAGUAGACAGAGAAUCCUCUGUGUGAACACCCUCAAGACAAUCCUGCAGGUUACAUUACUUGAUAUCUCAGGGUCAUUCAUUGUCAACACCUGCAUCAUCCACUACCGCCACCAGGAGUUCUUCCAUUGGUUAAACCUGGUGCCAUGGGAACAGCUAAUCCACAGAAAGAAAAUGCACCAGAAAAGUCCAUUCGAUUAUUUGCCCGCCCUCGUUUUCCUCAGGCGCCUCCCUCACCUGGAUGCUCCUGUGAUGAUCACCUCUUCUGUGUCCAACGUCAAUGUAUCUGUUCAGCUAGGAGACACCACGCCUUUUGCUUUAGGCUUCAUCUCUGCUAAUGCAGAGCUGCAGCAUCUUCUUGACCUCAAAGUUGACAAAGAGAACUCAGAGUCCCAGAAUCUGCACCAGCGGGCUUCACUGUCCCUGGACAACUUCUGGUGGAGAGUGGGUCAAGGGUCUCAUAUUCAACAGGCUCCCCACCCACCUGGUAAACAUGUUUGGGGUGAAGCACUCGUUCUUGACUCCCUCAGUCUUCAGGGGAGCUAUAACCGACCUCAUGCUGAGUCGAGCAGCCAGUCCCCGAGUCUUAGCCUGGAGUCCAGUCUGAAGGGCCUGCAAGUGGAGCUUUCAGAGACCUGUGCUCUGUGUCUGUCCCGUCUGCUGUCACUCAUGAGUGUUACUAGUGACACAAAGCCACAGCUGCUGGAUGCAGAGACGUUGUCUCCCUCUAGUGAAAAAACUGUCCAGCCAGUCACCUCCUCACAUCUGCACCUGCUCUUUAAGCUGGACUGCUGCCUGGAAGAUGUUAAUGUGUUCUCACUUUCCAGUGUGGCAGGAGCGGUGUCUUUGCGGAUGGACACUGUCGGAGUCCUAAGUUCUGCUGAGAGCUCCAGGGUGUCUCUAGGGGGUGUGAGCUUGUCCAUAGUUAAGACUAUCAUGGAAAAUAUGGAAACAUGUUGCCCCGCAUCCCAGACUCCCAAUCCUAUAAUCAAACUCACCACAAUAACAGUCUGGUAUCAUGUCACCACCCACACUUUACAGGUUCAGUGUGAAGAGGAUCUCACAGUUGAGUGGACACCACCAGACCACAUGGUCUUAUAUCAGCACAUGACCGAAGCACAGGCUUGUUGGUGUAUGCUUUGUGGAGAGUCAGAAGAAAAGAAACCAGUCCCACCUCUGGAGAGUGAGGCUGUGUCCGGACAGAGUAAAAGCUUGUCUGUUCGUGUUGAAAUGGGUUCAACUCGAUUAACAGCCCACGUUAGUGAACAAAAUUACAUUCUGCUGCACACUGAUGCCCUCACAGUCUCAAAGCACAUUGGCUCCAUGCACAUACGCUCCCCUUUGCUUAUCUUCAACUUCGAUGGCAACAACGUUGUCUCCUUUAAUGGACUAGAUGUGGAAAUGCAUGAUGAGUUGACUGAGAUGCAGCUGCACAGAGACACGUUCCCCUUCCUCACCACUCCUCAUAACCGUGUCUGGGUCCUUGCUUGCCCAUCUGUGGCAGUUGAUUUUCCCUAUCAGUACAAUUUCUCAAACACUUUUGACAUGGUUGUUAGCGUGCAGAGGUGGUUGAAGACUCUCCACUCUUCCUGCCAGGUCGCCACAGUCCAACAGUUGCCUCCUGACCUUGUUUUCAAAAUUAGCCAGUUCUCGUUUGUCUUCCUGGAUGAUGUAUUUGAAAUCAAGCUAAGAGAUAACUAUGAGCUGAUGAAGGAUGAGAGCAAAGAAAGUGCAAAGCGUCUUCAGCUACUGGAUAAGAAGGUGGCAGAUCUGCGGAAGCAGCAUGGAGAACUUUUGCCUGCCAGAAAGAUAGAAGAGCUUUACAGCUCAUUGGAGAAAAAGCAUAUUGAGAUCUACAUCCAGCGUUCACGGCGCCUCUAUACAAACACGCCGAUGAGGAAGUCUCUGCUAACCUGGACUGUGUCAGAUUUGGAGCUAGUGGUCCUGGCUGAUCAAUCUCUUCAUGGACCAGAGAGGGUGAGAGAGCAGCUGAGAGAUAUUGAUGGAGUCAGUCCCUUCCCCAGAGAUGGACUCCCACUGGUAGUUCAGUGGUGCCGUGCUGUCAAGUUUAAACUCUCUGCAUUUCUGGUGAGAAUUCGGGAUUACCCUCGCUACCUCUUUGAGAUCCGAGACUGGGAUUUAUCUGGUCGUCUGAUUGGGACAGAGCAGGAUGGUCAGUCAAGAGCUCAUCGCAAAGUGACUGUCCCACUUGGUCCACCAUGGGGAGAUGUGACAGUCCACAGAAAUAUGCCCCCUCUCAAGUUCUACUAUGAUUUUAAAUCCAACAUCUCUCUGUACACCAUUGUGUGGGGGCCUUGUUGGGACCCUGCCUGGACUCUGAUUGGCCAGUCGGUCGACCUGCUGACCAAACCCACAGUUGACCCCUCACCUCCUCUGGCCUGGUGGGACAAAAGCCGUCUUCUUCUGCAUGGACGCUGGGUCAUGAACAUUGAACAUGCAAAUCUUCAUCAGCUAGCUACAGAGGACCCUUAUAACACUACAGAAAACUUGCACUGGGAGUGGAUCAAGCUGAACUUUGACUGGAACCCUGGGCAGUUUAUUUUUACAGGGGAUUUGGAUGUAAAUGUCAGAACAGCAUCAAAGUAUGAUGAUAUCCGUUUCCUACACCUUCCCAACCUGUUUAUGACUCUUGACCUCCAGUGGCUUUGCCAUGGCAACCCUCAUGAUCACCACGCUGUGAUGCUCUGCUGUGCAGAGAACAUUGGAGACGUGACUUCAGGACAGCCUCAUGACUCCUACAGAGCCUUUCGCUCCGAGAACCUCAACCUUUCCAUCACCAUGGACCUUAACCAGCAUUGUGGCCCUGAACCUUCCCAGCCUAGAAUCCUGCUGUACAGCAGUACUUUACGCUGGAUGCAAAACUUCUGGGCCACCUGGACAAGUGUAUCGCGACCAAUCUGCAGAGGCAAGCUCUUCCACAGCCUCAGGCCAGUCCGCAAAAAACUUAGUCAGCACUACAAACAGAUGUCCUACACAGCUGCUUUCCCACAACUACAAGUACAUUACUGGGCGUCCUUUGCUCAGCAGAAAGGAAUCCAAGUGGAGUGCAACAAAGGCCAUGUCUUUACUCGUGGGACACAGAGACUUAUUCCACAGGCUGGCACUGUGAUGAGGAGGCUGAUCUCUGAAUGGAAUGUGACUCAGAUGGUUAGUGAACUCUCCCAUGUGACCGUUCACCUGAUGGCUUCCACCUGGGAUGAGACAGCCGACCACCAGAUGAAUGCCCAGGUGAAGAAGACUCAUCUGCUCAGUCUGUCCUCCCUCAGCUACCAGCGACAGAGCAACCGUAUGGAAGAGGAGGUGAACCCAAAGGAUGAAACGAAUGCACCUUACACUCACAAACUACGUCUGGUGGACUUGCGUGCUUCCUGGACCACCACAAACAGAAACAUAGCCUUUGGGCUUUAUGACGGGUAUAAAAAGGCAUCUGUGCUAAAGAGAAAUCUCUCCACUGAAGCUUUGAAGGGUUUGAAAAUUGACACACAGCUGCAGACCAAGAAGCUCAAACGCUCACCUUCCAACUACUCUCCUAUGACUGCACCUACCACACCAGUUGUACCCACGCUCAGUCGUGCAGAAAAAAGUCAAAAUGAAGGGACAUCAAUGCUUCAGAAGCUAAUUGAGGAAACGGACAAGUUUGUGGUGUUUUCAGAGGAGGACUCGGGUGUCAGCGACCAGCUAUGCGGCAUCGCAGCCUGUCAGACUGAUGAUGUAUAUAACCGCAACUGGUUCAUUGAGUUGGUCAACUGUCAGAUGAUGCUGCGUGGUACAGAAACGGCAGGAUGUGUGUUAGUGUCUGCAGCAAAGGCUCAGCUGCUGCAGUGUGAACACCACCCUGCCUGGUACAGCGACACACUGAAGCAGAAGACCACCUGGACGUGUCUGCUGGAUGGUAUGCAGUACUUUGCCACCAUGGAGCUCAACCCUUCGGAGCAAGAGGACAGGCAGCUGUGGCUAGAGGUAAAAAACAUAGAGGAGCACAGGCAGCGUAAUCUGGACUCAGUGUUGGAGCUGAUGGAGAGUGGCCAGGCAGUAGGAGGAAUGGUUAGCACCACUACAGACUGGAACCAGCCUGCACAAGUGAAUGAAUCUCAGCAAGUUCAGCGUAUUAUCUCGCGCUGCAGCUGCCGGAUGCACUACAUCAGUUACAGUCAUGACAUCAACCCUGAGCUGGCCACACAGAUCAAACCACCAGAACUGAGAAACAACCAUGAAAAGGAGGACCUGCUGAAAAAACAGGCAGGGGCUGUGGACACCUUCACUCUCAUUCACCAUGACCUUGAGAUAUCCACGAACCCCGUUCAGUAUGCCAUGAUACUGGACAUUGUCAACAACCUGUUGUUACACGUGGAGCCCAGACGCAAGGAGCACAGUGAGAAAAAGCAGCGUGUGCGGUUUCAGUUGGAAAUUUCUAGCAACCCAGAGGAGCAGCGUAGCAGCAUCUUACAUCUGCAGGAGGCAGUCAGGCAGCACCUCGUUCAGAUUAGACGCCUUGAGAAGCAGAUUUACUCCAAUAUCAGGGCUCAAACUGAAGAAGUAAGCGGAGACGAGCUGUUAGAGGUAAACUUCCGAUUGCAGAACCAGCUGAACCAGGAGAAGACCGACAUGCAGAUGAAGAGUGAAGAACUCAAUAUUCUCAUUAGGUGUUUCAAAGACUUCCAGCUGCAACGGGCAAACAAGCUGGAGCUGCGUAAGCCUCCAGAGGAUGUAAGUGUGGCGAGGAGGACUGAGAUCUACUUUGCCCAGGCCCGCUGGUGUUUGACUGAAGAAGAUGGACAGCUUGGCAUUGCUGAGCUGGAGCUGCAGCGAUUCAUGUACAGUAAGCUGAACAAGUCUGAUGACACAGCGGAGCAUCUCUUGGAACUUGGGUGGUUCACAAUGAACAACCUGCUGCCAAAUGCAGCUUACAAGCGUGUGAGGGUUGUGCUUCGACCCCAGAGUAAUUGUCAGUUGGGACGCCAGUUUGCUUUGCGUAUCUUCAGCAAAGUGCGCCCCCCUGUGGGAGGAAUCUCUGUGAAGGAACACUUUGAGGUGAACGUGGUGCCUCUCACUAUCCAGCUCAUGUACCAGUUCUUCAAACGAAUGAUGGGAUUUUUCUUCCCAGGAAGGAAUGUUGAAGAGGAGGAGGUCACUGAUGAGGAAGACAAGUUUAGAUUGGUCACCACUGGUAUCACUGUCAAGCCCCGGCAAUUGUCAGAGGACACCAUGGGUGCUAUGGGCCCCAGCAAAAGUGUCACCCAGGGACUGAACCGCAGUGCCGGCGUCAGGAGGUCAUUUAGGAAACCUCCAGAGCAUCCAGUUGAUGAUAUUGACAAGAUGAAGGAGCGAGCUGCUAUGAACAACUCCUUCAUCUACAUCAAGAUACCACAAGUGCCUCUGUGUGUCAGCUACAAGGGAGAAAAGAGCAGUGUGGACUGGAAAGACCUGAACCUGGUUCUGCCUUGUUUGGAGUACCAUAACAAUACAUGGACGUGGCUCGACUUUGCCAUGGCUGUAAAAAGGGACAGCAGAAAAGCACUUGUAGCGCAGAUGAUAAAGGAGAAGCUGCGUCUGAAGCCAGCUUCAGUCUCAGACCUGCGAGGAAAAGCAUCUGAAGGGAAGUCAGACAACAGCCUUCAGCAACAGGAGGAAGAUGAAAAGGCCCGACUCCUCAUCGGCCUCAGCUCUGCAGACAAGAGCUCCAGCAAGAAGAGCAUCUUCAGUCGACGCAAGUGACAACAAUAAACAUGAAGCCAGAACUUGGCUGAAUGAGCCUCUGCAGCAGCCGCGUGUUUAGAGUCAGAAUAUCACUCCAACAUUGUGAAUCAGAUUGUAAAUGAGGGAAGCAUUUCAAGUCAUUUAGGGGAUACCUUAAUGUACCACAUGAGCCUGUUUAACUUGUUUUUGAAAAGUUACUCCUGUUGUGUCCCUGAUUAGUUUCCAAGCAUCUCCAAGAUGACCAGAGUGCCAUUAUGACCAAAUAUAUAUAUAUAUUUUUUUUUUGUUUAUUUCUGUGCCUGUAAACUGUCACUCUGCAUUUCAUAGACUCUGGAAAUAAUGACCACUGUGGUUGCAUUGAAUGUAGCGAGGAAGAUUAACAGUGUACAGCUAGCACUUCACUGUUCAUGUUUCUUCUGCCGAUGCACGAAUGAGAACAUUUCUUCCUGCUGGCUCAGGAACACACUGCUAGAAUAAACUAAAUAAAUUAGAUUAAACUAGAGAAAAGAAGAAUAGAUGAGAAUAUGUUUUAUCAUUUCAGGAAGUUGAUCAUGGCUGCAUGACUGUCGCUCUGACAGGAUGGCCUUUUGCUGCAACAGAUUUUAUAUUUGCUUUAUUCCUCAGCAUGUUCUUUUACUGUACCUCACCUCAGUGCAAUUUAAAGAAGAGCAGCAAAAGAAGAAAACAAUGUUGGUGUGUUGUGAAAUGUGACAGUUGGUAUCAUGGGGGGAAAAAUAGUUGCAGGUAAUGGCAGGAUGUGUGUUUUGUAAUUUUAACACUACAGCACUUUUUAUGCAAAGUAUUUUGAUAUUUUUGUAACCACAGAUGUUUUCUGUUGGACUACUUGUAUAACUGCUUUUUUGUCAUCUCACUCAGUUAACGUUUCAUUUGGGGUCACGUGGCAGCAGCUGUUAUCACAUUUCUAUCAGCUCUGUGGCUUUUUGUUUAUCAGUCAAUAAAAGUGUUAAAGCUU
This is a messenger RNA of Melanotaenia boesemani (Boeseman's rainbowfish), 7895 nucleotides long. RefSeq names its product protein KIAA0100-like. The transcript has 41 exons. The record is from RefSeq and is a predicted model, not a curated record. Lineage: Eukaryota; Metazoa; Chordata; Actinopteri; Atheriniformes; Melanotaeniidae. The coding region runs from base 179 to 6940 and encodes 2253 amino acids.